Molecule: messenger RNA, 489 nt
Organism: Sinocyclocheilus rhinocerous
Lineage: Eukaryota; Metazoa; Chordata; Actinopteri; Cypriniformes; Cyprinidae
Product: CMRF35-like molecule 6
Exons: 2
Cellular component (GO): plasma membrane
Molecular function (GO): transmembrane signaling receptor activity
Source: RefSeq, a predicted model, not a curated record
UAAAGGACAACACUGCACUCAAUCUCUUCAUUGUGACCAUAACUGAGCUGAGAGCAGAGGAUGCUGGGAAAUACUGGUGUGCAGUGAAGCGUUUAACCGAGCUGAGAGCAGAGGAUGCUGGGAAAUACUGGUGUGCAGUGAAAGAUGCGUUUAACCUUCCCAUUGAGCUCAUGAUCAUCAUGAAGGACGCGGUCACUCAUGAAGCGUCUGUCGGAAGAUCAGCGUCCAUCAGCUGUAAACACAUCAGGAAUCAAGCACAGAGGUUUUUCUGCAGACGAGAUCAGCCGAAUAUCUGCGUCAGAGACGGAGUUCAUGUUUCAUCAAAUAACAGCACAAACGGCAGAUUCUCUCUGACUGAAGAAACCUCUGCUGGAGUCUUUACUGUGAAGAUCAGCAAUCUGAGAGCAGAGGAUUCUGGGAAAUACUGGUGUGCAGAGGAGAGUUCUGGGUCCUUCAUAUUCACUGAAGUUCAGCUACAGGUGACCGGAG